This is a messenger RNA of Chaetura pelagica (chimney swift), 989 nucleotides long. RefSeq names its product protein kinase, AMP-activated, beta 1 non-catalytic subunit (gene PRKAB1). The transcript has 7 exons. Gene Ontology annotation, molecular function: protein kinase binding. NCBI's taxonomy places the organism in Eukaryota, Metazoa, Chordata, Aves, Apodiformes, Apodidae. Gene Ontology annotation, biological process: signal transduction. The record is from RefSeq and is a predicted model, not a curated record. The coding region runs from base 6 to 827 and encodes 273 amino acids. Gene Ontology annotation, cellular component: nucleus; cytoplasm; nucleotide-activated protein kinase complex.
UAAAAAUGGGGAACACAAGCAGUGAGCGAGCUGGCCUGGAGCGCCACGGGCACAAGGCAUCCCGGGGGGACAGCUCAGGAGGAGCCAUCAGUACCAAAGAGGGUGAUAGACCAAAAAUUUUAAUGGACAGUCCUGAAGAUACAGACUUGUUCCAUUCAGAGGAAAUCAAGGCUCCGUUGGAGAAAGAAGAAUUCCUGGCUUGGCAACAAGAUCUGGAAGUGAAUGAUAAAACUCCCACUCAAGCUCGACCAACGGUCUUUCGCUGGACUGGGGGAGGAAAAGAAGUCUAUUUAUCUGGGUCCUUCAACAACUGGAGUAAAAUUCCUCUGACAAGGAGUCACAAUAACUUUGUGGCCAUCCUGGACCUGCCAGAAGGGGAGCACCAAUACAAGUUCUUUGUGGACGGGCAGUGGACUCAUGAUCCUUCAGAGCCAGUAGUAACCAGCCAGCUAGGUACUGUCAACAACAUCAUACAGGUGAAGAAAACUGACUUUGAAGUAUUCGAUGCUUUGAUGGUGGACUCCCAAAAAUGUUCAGACAUGUCUGAAUUGUCAAGUUCACCCCCAGGACCGUACCAUCAGGAGCCCUAUGUUUGGAAGGCAGAGGAGCGCUUUAAAUCACCACCUAUUCUUCCUCCCCACCUGCUGCAGGUCAUCCUGAAUAAGGACACAGGCAUUUCUUGCGAUCCUGCUCUACUCCCUGAACCCAACCAUGUCAUGCUGAACCACCUCUACGCACUUUCUAUCAAGGAUGGAGUGAUGGUGCUUAGUGCUACACAUCGUUACAAGAAGAAAUACGUGACUACUUUGCUGUACAAGCCAAUAUGAACAUCAUAGGAGUUUGUGACCAAUAGUUCUGGGCCAGUGCAGUCUCAGAAAAAAAAUUCUUCUCUUAACCAAAUGUACUCCUGCUCUGUGCUGUAGCAAAUGAACUCUGAUUUAAUAUUGUCUCUGAGACUUCCAAGUUUUCCUGUAUUUGCCUUAUUGUCC